Molecule: messenger RNA, 1960 nt
Organism: Wyeomyia smithii (pitcher-plant mosquito)
Lineage: Eukaryota; Metazoa; Arthropoda; Insecta; Diptera; Culicidae
Gene: mmy
Product: UDP-N-acetylhexosamine pyrophosphorylase-like protein 1
Exons: 1
Coding region: 154-1599 (481 amino acids)
Biological process (GO): UDP-N-acetylglucosamine biosynthetic process
Molecular function (GO): UDP-N-acetylglucosamine diphosphorylase activity
Source: RefSeq, a predicted model, not a curated record
GUUGAUCAACCACCUCCGCCACCUCAGCUAAACAAGUCAGUCUUUACUUUCGCCUUCUAGUGAAAAGUGCAAGAGAUAUAAAAGUUCGUUUUAAGAUAAACAACAUCCAGUUUUAAUAAUACAGUAUACAUUGUUGCAUGUCAUAGAACCACUAUGGCACAGCUUAGUAUCCUCAAAGAAAACCUCACCAAGUGUGGUCAGGAACAUCUACUGAAAUAUUGGAACGAUUUCAGCGAAGAUGAAAAGUGCCUACUAGCAAAAGAUAUAGCGGAAGUUGAUUUGGAGGAAGUCAACGAAUUUUUCAAAUGUGCUACAUUGUCGCUGGAGGAUGGCAGCACAAAAUUGGACGAUAAAAUGGAACCGAUACAUGACGAUAACCUUUUUUCCGUUAUCAGAGAAGAUAAAGACCAAGUGAAUUUAUACCGGCAAGCGGGGUUGAACCAGAUUGCUAACGGAACAGUCGGUGUUCUACUGAUGGCCGGUGGCCAAGGCACCCGGCUCGGAUUCGCACACCCAAAAGGAAUGUACAAUGUAGGACUGCCCUCGAACAAGUCACUAUUUCGAAUCCAAGCUGAAAGAAUAAUUAAACUGCAAAAUCUAGCCAAUGAGUCAUAUGGCAAAAGUGGCCACAUCAUAUGGUAUAUCAUGACAAGCGAACACACCAUGGAACCAACUAAAAAAUACUUCGAGCAGAACAACUAUUUCGGACUGCCAGCGAAUAACAUCGUUAUGUUCGAGCAGGGCAGUCUGCCCUGUUUUGACUUCAACGGUAAAAUACUGCUGGAUAAAAAACAUCGCAUCGCCAAAGCCCCCGAUGGCAAUGGGGGACUGUACCGUGCGCUGCGCGAGCGCGGUAUUCUUGAUGAUAUGGAGCGACGUGGUGUGCUCUACUUGCAUGCUCACAGUGUUGAUAACAUACUGAUAAAGGUUGCCGAUCCCGUUUUUAUUGGUUACUGUAUAGCACGCAAAGCAGAUUGCGCAGCUAAAGUGGUGGAAAAAUCUCACCCGAACGAAGCGGUCGGUGUGGUUUGCCAAGUAGAGGGCAAACAUCAGGUCGUUGAGUACAGUGAAAUUACGGAAAAAACUGCCGAACUAAGAAAACCUGACGGCCGGUUGGUUUUCAGUGCUGGCAAUAUUUGUAAUCAUUUUUUUACGGCCGCGUUCUUGCGCAAAGUUGGCUCUACAUUUGAGCGAAAACUAAAGUUGCAUGUGGCUAAGAAAAAGAUUCCUUUCGUAGAUUCUACGGGAGCUCGUGUUAGUCCCGAAACUCCAAAUGGAAUUAAGAUAGAAAAGUUCGUUUUUGAUGUAUUCGAAUUCGCAGAACAGUUCAUUGCAUUUGAAGUGGCCCGAGAUGAAGAGUUCAGUGCCCUUAAAAAUAUGGACAGCGCUGGAAAAGAUUGUGCAUCUACAGCGAGGGAAGAUAUUUAUAAGUUGCAUAAGAAGUAUGUGCAGGCCGCUGGCGGUACGGUAGAAGGUUCAGUUUGUGAAAUUUCACCAUUGUUGUCCUACGCAGGAGAGGGGAUUCAAAAGUUAGUGCAAGGAAAAACACUAUCCAGUCCAGUCCACUUGAGAGCACCCGAAGAGAAUGACGAAAACUGAGACAUUUAACCAGAUAUGCAAAUUAAUCGCAUUUUUAAGAGUAUUUCUAUUCAAUUGAUAGGAGGCAGAACUAAAUUGAACUGUGUGCCCCAGGCGUUAGCAAGUAUAUAUAACAAAGAGACAAUGAAAAAGCGAAAGUUUGGUGCGACGGAGUUGCAUGACUGGUUUUAAAGAAUGUAGCUUGACAUAUAAACCUACAGCUAACCUUGAACAUAAUAAUCACAAAAACGAAUAGUACAUAGGCUGCGAUGUUUUAUUUCAAAUAGAAAAACUAUUUCUGUGUUAUUUUAUAUGAAUAUUAUUGUGAAUAAUCUACAUUAUAUUUUUAUUUAUGAAUAAAGUUUUCUCUGAUUUCGUUCUA